AUGGAUCCCGCAACGCCCAAUGCGCCCUUCAAAUGGGAAGCCGCAUCUGGUCUUGCAGACGAGUUGCACGAGAACAGACAUCGCAGAAUUGCCGAGCUUGUCGCAGAAUACAAGGCUGUAGGUGAAGAGGAAGGAAGGCAGGCACAACCAACCCCAAGGCCCGGUCUGGAUGAGUUGCCACUCAAUGUUCACCGGCCCCGAGUACAGCCUGCACGCCCACAACAUGAUCCUGAUGAGCAAGAUGAUGCAGAGGACAAUGAUGAAAACGAUGACAUCGAGGCGACAACCACCGACACCACAGCCAGUGAUCACAUGGCUCCCCCAGGCAAACCUACCAAGGCUGAGAAGCGUGCACUGAAGAGAGCUGCCAAAGCGGUCAAGUCCCAGAACAAGGCAUUCAAGAACCAAGCUAGACAUACAAUCAGCGUCAAGACCCAGGAUGUCGAAUUUGUCAAUACAGUCCUUCACGGCGAGGCCGCUCCAAGCGGUGCAACCCAUCCAUUGGCUUCCGACAAAACUAUCGAAGAAGUCAUCCAGAGAAACUUGGGGUUUGUGUCUCACAUUGAAGCGCACAAGAGACAGCUGAUCCACAGCAUUGGAAUUCGUCGAAGGGAUGAGCGUCGCAAUGGAACGCCGAACCCCAAGGACAAUAAGAAACGACGGUUCAGCGCAGUCAGCAACAACAGUCACCAAGACGAAGAUGAGGAAGAUGAAGAGACCGAAAAUCUUUUGACAGCCGUUCUCGUCAGACUUGGGAUUGACCAGGAACAAAUCAGACUGAGUGGUUGUGCUGGCAAGAGAAAUACAAAUUUGAGGAAGAGUCUCGGAAAACAUUCUUCUUUGACCGGAACAUCUUCCACAGCUCAUGGCAACAACUAUUCCAGCCCAGCAGCGCAUCGUCUAUCCAUCGUGGGUAGCCUGAAGAGACUUGUCAGGGAAGAUUUGGAGAAGUUCGAUAACGACCAACACGAGACUUAUAUUCGGGCUGGUGGCUUCUGGAGGUACGUCGGAAAACCCGUGUUCGACAGGAUGACUGCAAUUGCUGGAGAAUUGGACUGGAAGACGGGCGUGAAGUUGAAGGAAGUGAAUGCUGGCAUCGAAUGA
Molecule: messenger RNA, 1104 nt
Organism: Exophiala bonariae
Lineage: Eukaryota; Fungi; Ascomycota; Eurotiomycetes; Chaetothyriales; Herpotrichiellaceae
Exons: 3
Coding region: 1-1104 (367 amino acids)
Source: RefSeq, a predicted model, not a curated record